Messenger RNA from Schistosoma guineensis, 3297 nucleotides. Lineage: Eukaryota; Metazoa; Platyhelminthes; Trematoda; Strigeidida; Schistosomatidae. The record is from the annotation of a GenBank genome assembly.
CUUCCGAGUUCUUACGAAGCAGUUUAGCCGAACUGCACAUAGACGACUGUUAACGGAGUUCCACUCUAAUGGUACUUGUUCUGCCCUCGUACUUAGUGCUAUGCCUACACCUGCCAGUCUACGAGAAUUAGCCAUCAGGUCGCACGAACGAACGUAUUGUGUUUGGAAUUUGAAACCAGGCAAUCAUUAAGUACAGAGGAAUCAUUAGUUCAUACAGACACCAUAUUAACCGAACAUCUCAAACUCAGUAUCAUAAUCCUCCAACAUGGAGUCAAGUGGUAUUCUCGAUUCACAUUCCUUGGCAUGUGUGAAAGAUCAAGAGAACCUAAAAGAUUCACAAUAUGUCACAUAAAUCAGGACUCUGUAAGAAAGCUUGAUUAGGAUAAACAGUUAAUCUACUCCUUAUCCUUCAAUAUAAUUCCUUUGUUUUUGAGGUGGUGAAGGAGAUCGACAGUCUUGACACAGUAAAAGAUCUUUCUUGGUAGUUAUACUUAGUUUGAAGUAAAAAAGGAAAUAACACAGGUGGAUUCCGAUUAGGAUGUCAAACUUAGCCUUUUCCCAAGUUAUUUAAAUAAUCAUAAUCAUUUUUUAUCUUCUGGAGCCGGCGUAAAUAACAUGACAUUCGAUAAGCGAUUUUCUUGACAAUCAGGAUAUCGGGUGUUACCAGAUACUUUCCAUUCAUUAUUUUUUAGCUGCACCUAUCAUAUAAUAUCCAAGUUACAUGUAUGCCAUUUGAAAUUCUGUUUUGUGUUUGUAAUGGUGGUACUGGUUCAUGUCCUUACUGAACCCUAGCAGGUAAAGCAUGUGUUACGAGUGAUCUGAUUCACCUUAACCUCGUAAUAUUGUGUCAAUUGAGAUCGCUAUAACAAUAGAACUGAGGGACUCAAUUUAUUAAUGAAUAUAGAAGAAGCUAAAAAAUUACAUUUAUCUAUUCGUAUAUUAUGUUACAUUAAUACAAUACCCAAAACACAUAGAACCAAAGCUAUUUAUGUUAAAAAUAGUUGGGCAAAACGUUGUACAAAAUAUCUAUUUAUGAGUAGUGUAUAUGACAAGGAAUUACCAACAAUUAAGUUAAAUUUAAGUUAUCCAGAAAGUCGUCAACAUUUAUGGAGUAAAAUGCGAGCAAUUCUUCGUUAUGUCUAUCAAUAUCGAAAUGAUUAUGAUUAUUUUUUAAAAGCAGAUGAUGAUACUUUUGUAAUCAUGGAAAAUUUAAGAUCUAUUUUACAUCAGCAUAAUCCAAAAGAUCCAUUUAUGAUUGGUUAUAAUUUCCCUUACCUUACAAAAAAUGGUUAUUUCUCUGGAGGUGCAGGUUAUGUCCUCUCACAAGAAGCAUUAAAGCGUAUUGUUGAACAAGCUAUUGACAAGCAUCCAAGUUGUCCGACGUACGAUGAAGACAAAGAAGAUGUGAAAUUAAGUAUGUGUGGUCAACCAGUCGGUGUAAAACUGUAUCAUAUGGUUGAUUUAAAUGGAACCUUUCCAUUCACCUGGCGAAGAGAACAAAGAAAUUAUUAUCUUUUCCAAUGGCGCAGUCUCGAAGGUGAAUUUCUUAGCUUAGUUUAUCCAAAGAAACGCGCUAAAAAUUCUAAAUCUCUAGCAACUACAAAAACGGUUGAUCAUCUUCAUGAUCCAAGUGAUUUGCUCAGUGAUCACUUGAUUAGUUUGCAUUAUAUUCAACCAUUCUACAUGUAUUUACUGGAAUUUGUUUUAUAUCACUUGAGACCAAUUCAGGAAAUGGAUUAUUUGAAUGCAUAACUGUCGAGGAAAAAAAAAUUAAAACUACGUUGAGAAACCACACUUUAUGUUCAUGAUUUUUAAACUUACUACUGUCUCUACUUCUAUUAUGCACCGUAUGAAAUAUAAUUAAAAUUAACUUUAUCGUUUAUCAACGAUUUAUUUCAUUUUAAAAUCAUGUUUAUUUUUAAUGUUACCUUUUUGGAAGGACGUAUCAUGUAAUUUGUUUGUUGUGACACUUCAACUGUCUUCAAUGUAAAUAUUACUUAAUUAACCAGUAAAAGGUAAAUAUUUCAUCAUUUUUUCUUUAAUUUCACAUUUCCAACAAGUGACUACGUAUGUCAUUUCUCUACUACAUUAUUUAAGCGUCUUAGAUUGUAUAACUAGUUUCACUAAGAACGGGCAAUAAAUUAAUAACUUUCUUCUAUGUCUGCUUUUUACAAUAAAGCUAUGUAAAAGCAUAAUUCUUUAAUUUUACUUAAAUGAAAGAACACUUGGAGGAGAAAACCAUUUUAGUAUCUAAUGCAAAUCACACAGUGUCUUAGUAUAUUAUGAAAAUUUUGCAUUAAAUACAUCAUAUGCACAUCUUUUUCACGUUAUCCUUCACGUAUUCUAUUAUUUCUCUAAUUCUGUUGUUCUAUCGAUUUCACUUCGACUUCCUUCCUGUUCUCUUCAUUUCGAUCUUCGGCUUCCAGAGAUUCCAUUUCAGAUUGGUACUACAUACUACUUGUAUUUAUCAGUAUACACCACACUACUUGUGUAAAUCAAGCGCUUUUUGAUAAUAAAUAUCUAGCCAAAUAUGGAUUGAAAUGUAUUAAUGAAUAAUUCCAGUUUUUGUUCGGAAGAAAUACCAAAGGGCUUGAAACAAAGUAAAGUAACUAAAAUUAUUAGUAUCCGGAAAACGUCUAACAGCACUUGACAUACUUCUCUAUCAAUUGUGGUUAGGAUAAUCAGCAAACAUGAAAAUCAGAUAAUUAACAAAUAAUAAAAUAAUACAUAUUAGCGUUAAUUUUUUAGUUGUAGAUGAUUCAACACCUGACGCUAACUGCAACGGAAAAUCUUCGCGAGUCAUCCUUACUCUUGUAACUCCAAAACAUAUACCUGUUGAGUUUGACUGUGUGAAAUUUUGUCUGGUUUUUAACAGUUGAAAAUGAUUCAGUUCACUGUAUGAUAUGCAUCACUCUUUUUUUUCAGAAAAAUAAGGACAGUGGUAUUUUUCCUCUGAGUAUAUUUUAUAGCAUUGACCGUUUAAUUACGCAUCAAGAUUAUUGUUUUUGCCUUAAUUAAAUUUAUUUCAGUUAAAGUAAUCUCCAAGAGUAUCGCUUUUUUCUAGAAAGAUUUAUAAUCUUUACUUUUUGAGUAUGGAUACAAAGAAGGCACUGGUAUUUUUUAAUCGCUGAGUAUAUCUUUUAGUAUUGUUUGUAUCCAAAAGUGUUAAGGUUUUUUCGUAUCUACUGAAGUCGGAUUUUUUCAUUGUUGUUAGAUGCACUAAUAAACAAACCUCUGUUUUUUGUGUUCAGUGUCUAUCACACAAUAAGCCAUAAAAUAUACUUAUUCUAGUGACUA